Musca vetustissima is the source of this 1775-nucleotide messenger RNA. RefSeq names its product protein numb (gene numb). The record is from RefSeq and is a predicted model, not a curated record. NCBI's taxonomy places the organism in Eukaryota, Metazoa, Arthropoda, Insecta, Diptera, Muscidae. The coding region runs from base 57 to 1775 and encodes 572 amino acids. The transcript is spliced from 3 exons.
CGUCACAGACAUAACGUACACGUUGUGACCGCUGCAGCAAUCCGCAAUCGUCCGCUAUGGGUAACACAUCGUCACACACGCAUGAACCUCUAGAAAGAGGCAAUUUUCAACGCGGCAAAUAUGGUGAUGUCACAAAUGGGAAAUCCGCUUCAUUUCGUUUUAGCAAAAAGUCGCCCAAGAAAAUGGAUCGUUUGCGACGAUCCUUUCGUGAUUCCUUCCGUCGCAGAAAGGACCGUGUUCCCGAAUCAUCGAAACCCCAUCAAUGGCAGGCCGAUGAAGAGGCCGUCCGUACGGCCACCUGUUCGUUUGGUGUCAAAUAUCUGGGCUGUGUAGAAGUUUUUGAGUCGCGCGGUAUGCAAGUUUGCGAGGAAGCCCUCAAAGUUUUAAGGAACUCUCGUCGUCGCCCGGUUCGCGGUCUACUGCACGUCAGUGGUGAUGGUCUACGCGUUGUCGAUGACGAAACUAAGGGCCUGAUUGUCGAUCAAACCAUCGAGAAAGUCAGCUUCUGUGCUCCGGAUCGUAAUCAUGAGCGUGGUUUCAGUUACAUCUGUCGCGACGGCACCACCCGCCGUUGGAUGUGCCACGGCUUUUUGGCGGUCAAAGAUUCUGGAGAACGUCUCUCGCAUGCUGUGGGCUGUGCCUUUGCCGUGUGUUUGGAACGUAAGCAACGCCGCGACAAGGAAUGCGGUGUCACAAUGACCUUUGACACGAAAAAUAAUACUUUCACGAGGACCGGUUCAUUCCGCCAACAGACGAUGACCGAACGCAUGGUCAACAACGAACGUGGCAUUGACACCCCAUCGGCUGCAGUGCCGCCCCAACCGAAACCUUAUAACCCCUUUGCCAUUGAAAGGCCCCAUGCUACGCUCACCAUGUUGGAGCGACAGAAUUCAUUCCGUGUGCUUAGCACAAUCGGUACCCAGUCACCUUUUAAACGGCAGAUGUCAUUGCGCAUCAACGAUCUUCCGUCCAACGCUGAGCGUCAAAAGGCCUUUAUGGCCGCUGCAUCAGGUCUCACCUUGGGUUUGAGCGCCAAUACGCCCAAUCGCAGUGUUUCACCCAUACCCGAAGUGUCACCGGCCCGACCCGGUGGCCUGGAGCUGGAGAAUGGUGGUGUGGCCACCGCCGAAACUGUUAGUCAACUGUGUCAGGAACUUAGCCAGGGAUUGACGUUACUCUCACAAAACGAUGCGGUGCUAGCUACGCCCACCGGUGCCGCGGGUGCUGGGGGCGUUGCCGAUGAUCUCAACUUCAACAAUAACUUGAGCAUUAAUCAGAAUAUAAUUGCUGCCGAGAAGCAAUAUCAAAAAGGAAUCUCCUCUCCAUCGAGUACCAGUAGUUAUGGUAUUGUGACGCCCACGGCCAAGAUAACGCCACGCAUAGCUGCCGGUUCGCCAGCGAUUUUGAAUACACCGCCACAGACACCAAGCAAUACACCCACGCUGCCGACAGAGAAAACAUCAGCUACGCUGGCGGAAGCAGCACUGCCACAAGCCGAUCAGUGGUUGGGUCAGGUGGUCAAGAGUACCUCACCGGCAGUACACAAACGUGGUCCGAUGUUGAGUGCUGGUGGCCGAACACAAUCGAUGAGUUCAGUGCCGGGUGUUAAUGAUCCUUUCGAUGCGGAAUGGGUGGCGGGCGUCACCAAGCCGCUGUCGCCUGAUAUGCCCUCGAGUAUAAGUACGGUAACGCCACCCACACCGCCCUUGCACAGUACCAAUCCAUUUAUAUCACCACCGAAGGCAGCAGCACAAUCAUUCCAGGUGCAACUAUAA